AUGAGUUGCAAUGGGUGUCGGAUUCUUCGUAAAGGAUGCAGCGAUGAUUGUAUAAUUAGACCUUGUCUUCAAUGGAUUCCCUCCUCCGAUUCUCAAGCCAACGCCACCAUUUUUCUCGCCAAAUUUUACGGCCGCGCCGGCCUCUUCAACCUCAUCACCGCCGCCGCCCAUCACCUCCGCCCUGCCAUUUUCAAGUCAUUGUUGUACGAGGCGUGCGGUCGGAUGGUGAAUCCUGUGUACGGUUCUGUUGGAUUGCUGUGCUCCGGCGACUGGGAACGCUGUCAGGCAGCCGUCGACGCCGUCUUGAACGGAUCCAUGAACGUGGAACCAGAUACGCCGCCGUCAAACAACGGUAACUUUUCCCUCAAAUGCUGCGACAUUCGCCACGUUUGUAACGAACCCAAUUUGGCUGCUUCCGGCGAUCUUCUCAAGGUCAAGGGUCGGAGCCGGUUCAAGAAGCCCGAUCAUCGAACCAAAUCGAAACCCGGUCCGGAUCAUGAAUUAGGAAUUGGGUCUAGUUCUGAUGAAUCGGGCCGGGAUUUGAGAAGUGGAAGCUGGUUUGAGAAGGCCGACGUUGAGCUGGAAUUGACUCUUAAAUCGGCUCAGUAA
Cucumis melo (muskmelon) is the source of this 609-nucleotide messenger RNA. RefSeq names its product LOB domain-containing protein 40-like. The record is from RefSeq and is a predicted model, not a curated record. Bases 1 to 609 code for a protein of 202 amino acids. The transcript is spliced from 2 exons. Lineage: Eukaryota; Viridiplantae; Streptophyta; Magnoliopsida; Cucurbitales; Cucurbitaceae. Gene Ontology annotation, biological process: regulation of gene expression.